AUGGUCGUAUUAAUUAUUCAUCCAGGCAGGUUCCUGCGUCUCACGUGGUGGUCUCACUACUGGUGUGUCCUCAACCAGAUCACGUGCUGCAUCAGCUGCUACAAAUCUCCACAAAAUCCAAAAAGAAUAAAAGAUUUUUAUUUGAACGGCAAACAUCAAGUCAUCUUAGGAGACAGGGUGGGUAGAAUAAGCUUACCUCCUUGGUUGAGUCGUGACAACAUGCUCAGCAUUGUUUCCAACAGGAAAAAAAUUAUUUUCUGCUGUGGCCACACAGGAGAGGCUGAAGCAUGGAAAGAAGUGCUGGAUUCAUUUAGGACAGAAUAUUUUCCCUGGAGAUCAGCAGUAACAAACAGAAUUAUUAAAAAUCUUCACAAACUACCCGAGGAAGCUCUAAACCAAUACAAUCAGUCAUUGUACGAGCAUGGAAGAUUUAAAAGGCCUGGAGAAUUGCUGGCUCAUCAUUUUAAACAUUUGGGAAUAGAUGAUAAUUUUGACGACUUUGAGCAACUCUGUUUCUGCAAAAAUGCAAAGCCAGCAGCUGAAGAACAACAGCUGGAGGAAAUAUGCUCAGAAUCUUAUAUGGUGCCAAAUUAUGCACAAGCUCAGUUCAAUAACAUGGCACUUGCACCAUACUAUGGACAUCCACAGAUGACUAUGCCGUAUUUUCAACUCGGUAAAACAUUUAGAAAAAUUGUUUUUCAACAGUUUUGA
Helobdella robusta is the source of this 711-nucleotide messenger RNA. RefSeq lists its product as hypothetical. Lineage: Eukaryota; Metazoa; Annelida; Clitellata; Rhynchobdellida; Glossiphoniidae. The record is from RefSeq and is a predicted model, not a curated record. The transcript has 4 exons. Bases 1 to 711 code for a protein of 236 amino acids.